This is a messenger RNA of Hydra vulgaris (swiftwater hydra), 1917 nucleotides long. RefSeq names its product E3 ubiquitin-protein ligase RNF103. Gene Ontology annotation, cellular component: endoplasmic reticulum. Gene Ontology annotation, molecular function: ubiquitin-protein transferase activity. The record is from RefSeq and is a predicted model, not a curated record. Gene Ontology annotation, biological process: protein ubiquitination. Lineage: Eukaryota; Metazoa; Cnidaria; Hydrozoa; Anthoathecata; Hydridae.
UUUUUAAUUUUUUUUUUUUUUAAUGUUUGUAAUGAUUUAAGGAUUCAAAGCUAACAGUUAAAGUUUAAAAUAAUACAUGUUUUUAAAGCUUUUUUUCUUGCUCAUUUAUUUUUUACUAGUUUUUGUUGGCGUAAGGAUUAUUGAUUUCUCUUUGGAAUCUUUUUCAUUAAACUCUAUUCAAGAUGCAAUCGUUAAAUUCUUGCCAAAAGGUUUCUGGAAUGAUAUGUUUCAAGAUAAUAAGACAUUUUUCAGAAAUGAUUCUAUGUUGAAAAAGUUUGUUUCACCUAAAAUUGUAACAAAAGUACCAUCAUUUUCAGUUCUUUGUUCUUUUCAAGAUUACAUUGAAAAGAUUGAGGAUACAAAUACAAGUAUUUGGUUAGUUUUAAUUCGGUCCUACAAAAAUGCGUCGAUUCCUAUGGAAGAAAUGAAUUGGAAUUUUUUGUCUGAUAAAUUAACUUAUUAUGGAAUAAAAACUGCAACUUAUGACUGUAAUGUUGAUCACUUUUUGUGCUUACAUUUAAAUAUACAUGUACCAUCUUUACUUUUGACUAUAGAAAAGGAAAAUAUAGCUGUUUAUAAAUAUAGUAAGUCGAUUUCUAUUAACAAGAUUUUUCAAUGGGUUCAACGUAAACUUUACUUUAAACUUAAAAGUGUUCAGUCAUUUAAGGAAAUUAGUAGUGAACCAGUUGCUAAUGAGUUUCCUUCAAUGUUGUUUAUUUAUUCUUCUAGCAACAGUGCACCUCCACUUUUUUUUACAUCGCUUUCAGUAACAUUUAGUGGUCGUGUAGAGUUUUAUAUUCUAAAGUCUAGCAACAGCAAUGAUAAUGCAGUUGCCAUGAAUAAAUAUGCAAAAUAUAAUUAUGGAAAACAUAAGGGAGAAAAUUUUUCAUACAAAUGCAUAAAUUUAUUUUUGAGAACAUUGCAUCCUGAACUAAAUGAUAUUUUUAUAUUUUCUGUUAUAUUGUUUAAUAUGGCAUGCUGGUUAGAAAUAUUUUUACAGAAAGGUGGACCAAUUAGAAGAAUUAUUUAUUAUAUUUGGGGUUGUUUAAUUACUAAUAUUGUUUUGGUUUCACUAUGGAUCUUUAUUAUUCAAGUUAUAAAUUUACCACAAGUUCAGCCUAUUACAGAUAUUUUUUUGAAGGCCCUUCAGUACUUAAUGUUUUCAGAUGUAGCGGCUACUAUAAGGCAGGACUUUCUUCAGGUGAUGCAGCAUUUAUAUAUUGCAACUUUUGGAUUUUUUUUCUAUGGAGUUAUUCUCGGUUACUUACGCUAUAAGUUUUUAAAUCAUGAGGAGAAUGAAUCUGGAUCAUUGGUUACAAUUUUAUUAAAUGAUUUCCAAGAUCUUAACAACAUGAUGACAUCACUAUUUUCCUACAUAACACCAAGAUUUCAAGUUUUUUUAUUUGAUGAUAGUAUUGAUAGAGUUUUACAGAGGUUAUCAACUCCUGAUUUAUGGCUUCAUCCAUUGAAUUCAUUAAAUUAUAUUCAAGAUCUGCCUUCUUGGAAAUUUUCUGCAUCACCUCUUUAUAACAAUAAUAUAUCUUGUUCAGAUGAAUGUAAAUGUAAACAUGCUGACAAGGUUCAAUGUAAUUUUGGUUCAAUUAGAUUUACAAAGUCAAAAUGUUCCUUUGAAGAUGAAAUUAGAAAAUAUGGCUAUUCAGUCAAUGAGUGUGUUAUUUGCAUGGAGCAGUUUAAAUGUUAUGAAAUUGUGACAGGGCUACCAUGUUUACACAUUUUUCAUAAAUUUUGUAUCUAUAAUUGGUUAGUAUUAGAGAAUAGUAAACAUAGAUGCCCUGUUUGCCGAUGGCCAGCUAGAUUACAAAAAGGUAUAGUUGAAGUAAUCGACUUAACAGAUUAAUUCUUUCUACUUUUUUUUUGAUCUUACAAAUUUUUUCAAUUAAAAAGUCUUGCAAUAAA